CCGCCGGACCUGAGCGCCGGCGACCAUCAUGCGCCGACACCGUCGUCGCUCGGCGCAGACAUCAGAGACGCGCGCGCUUCGGUCGCUACACCAGCGCCUGCGCACGCACCGCUUCCCUCCGGCGAUGCCACCGACUCUUCCGCCAUGGCCAGCUUCAGCGCCUGGGGUACGCCCAUGAUGGGCCAGAACGGCGCAGUGGGUGGUGUACCUGCAGGCUCUAUCGCUUUUGCGCAAGCCAGUGGCUCUCCAGACGCUGCACAUUCAGCGCAAGACAAGCACAAAGAGAAGCGAACCAAGGUCAGCCGCGCCUGCGACGAGUGUCGCCGUAAGAAGAUCCGCUGCGACGCUAUAGACGAGACGGGCAGCGUGCCAUGUACCAAUUGUGCUCGGACCGGAGCGCGCUGCGCAUUCAGCCGGCAGCCCAUGAAACGUGGUCCGAGCAAGGGAUAUAUCAAAGAGCUGGCCGAACGAUUGAACACCCUUGAGCAGCAGGUCCAUCCUCCUCAUCUAGAACAACAGCACCGAUAUGAGAUUCAACAGGUGCAGCAAGCUAUGUCAGAUGGCUUGCAACACUAUCCGCAAGACCCAAGACUCAUGCGUGAUCCUCGUGCGGGCGACAAGAGGCCCCACGACUUGGCAGAAUCACUACAAAAUGGCCAGAUGACAAUACCACCAGCUCCAAUGGGACACAUGCAACAGACACAAUACCCCGCGCAGAUGCAACCUCCCGUGAACCCCGGACCUAUGCAACCCUUCUGGCGCUAUGGUGCACCAAACGAUAACCGCCGCGAGACAGUAGGCCUAGCCUAUGAACAAGAGGCACCAAACAGCGCGAUGCCAGAAUUUGAUUGGGAUGAAGCCGUUAUUGAGGAAUACUACCGGAUUAUACACCAGACCUUUCCACUUCUUGCCAAUAAUAAGAAUAGACUUCGACAACGUCUGGCAGAAUGCCCAGCUUCACUCAGAGAGGCCUUUUUGGCUGCACUCGAUUGUCUCAUGCGGACAUUCCCGACAACAACUCUGACUCCAGCCUCCGACUAUGCGCAGGCUUUGAAGCGUACCGCGGAACUGUUAGCCAAGUAUCCUUUCGACAACCCAAGCACACAUACAAAUGCCACGAAUCUGGUUUACCUGCAGACUCUGAUUUUGAUGGCUUUAGAGAGCGACAACCACGGCCCAGCAACAAUCAGAGGCCAGGCAGGACCCAGCCGCGCAGAGUGGCUCGGUCGUGCCGCGGGUGUGGCGGGCCAGCUGGAGAUCAACGUCAUUCGCACUACAAGCCAGUCAUUAGUAGAAGGUGACAGGGACUCCGAGGAGCGUCUAGCGAGGAGAGUAUGGUGGGUACUGUUCAUCCUGGAUCGUUGGCACGCAUCUUCGACUGCCGAUCUCCUCAAGUUGCCCGAGAACAGUGUAGUGCUCUUGCCCGAGGAUCAAAUCUUGCUGGGAGAGUCGACGUAUAACCUCGCUCGUCUCUCCUUCAUCAUUGGACACUUGGCAGCAAUCCUUACAACAACCAAGACACCUUCAACAGAUGUCAUGGCGCCUUCUAACCCUGCAUCGUCAUUGCUUGGUCUCACUCUGGCUGGAGAAAUUGAUCGCUUCCGCGAGUCCGUGGAGUCUGUCUGGGGUUCGCUGAAUCUGGUACAUCUCAGCUACCAUCACUGUCACUUGCUCAUCAAGCGCAUGAACCCAACGACUGAGCCCUCGGAAUUGGUUGGUCAUGCGGUGAAAGUGGCGACUAUGCUCAACAGUCGGCUGACACCAGUGACGCCGCUCAAUCACCAUUUCGGUGCCCUAGCUGCUAUGACACUUUGCGAGCUCGCAGACGUUCCGAAGACUCGGGCCGAAGCAGCAAAGGGUCUUGAGCAAAUGGCAGAGAGCCUCUCCACCGGGCGCGGAUUGGCAGGAAAGCUAGAAAGUGAAGGCUGGGACGGUGCUGUACGUGAACUUGUGAACAAGAAGAGGGAAGCCAUGUUGCAGUAUGGCGAUGGACUGCACGACCUAGCCAAUGCAGCGGCAGGUGUGGUCGAGCCCAAGUUCGACCCCACAAUGAUCACACGCUACGGGUACUUGACGUCUCUAGGCCAAGGCAUAUUCGGACGAGAGGACUUGGGAGCUUUAUAGGCAGUCAAAAAUGAAUUUCAUAUCACAUUUUCCGUCC
Messenger RNA from Cercospora beticola, 2161 nucleotides. RefSeq names its product Zn(II)2Cys6 transcription factor. The record is from RefSeq and is a predicted model, not a curated record. Gene Ontology annotation, biological process: DNA-templated transcription; regulation of DNA-templated transcription. Gene Ontology annotation, molecular function: DNA binding; zinc ion binding; DNA-binding transcription factor activity, RNA polymerase II-specific. Lineage: Eukaryota; Fungi; Ascomycota; Dothideomycetes; Mycosphaerellales; Mycosphaerellaceae.